CUCAGACCAUUGUUGUUGUGACUGCCGUCCGGAGAGCAGCGGAGUGCUGUAGGAGGGCUGGAGUGCUGAGGACGCAGCUCUGUGUCUCUGAGCGGUUCGAGGGAAGCGGACGGACGAGUCUGAGCUCCACGUUUCAGCAGCACAGCGCACAUCUCACCGGGAUAAACUCACCGAGGACAGGAGAAGUCGUAGAAGCGCUGCGUAAAGACGCGCGUAGAGAGUUAUCCAAGAAGGACUCUGAGCGACCGGGCACGUUUUUCUGUCACCCGUUUCUUUCUCUCCUCAUAUCGGAUCUUUUUCAACAAUUUCAGAACAAAAUUUACGACUUUGCCACCGGCGAAAUCCGCUUUCCUCGCUCCCCUGUUGGGUUUUAUUUCCUCCAUGGAUCUAGCGCUGUGAGCGGCCGGCUGCAGCGGACUUUGCCCCGGAGGAUCGCAGCUCCUUCUGCCCUGGUCACCAGGAGAGCCCGACAGCUGUCGUUCAUGUUGCAGGGGGCUGCGUUUGAUGGAUUUAUAGGGUCGGCUUCGAUUUCAGGAGGAUACACGAACCCUGGAAGCCGCUCACAGCCCGCUUUUGUGGAGGAUACAGCGGGGAUCUCCAAAUGAGGAUUUCAAUUUUCACUCAGAUCUACCGGGACAAGGAGUGAGUUCACCCCCCUGGUUGGUGCCAGUUGUCGCUGCGAGGACAGACCCGGAGGAAAGGAUCCAGAUUUAGAGACUUUGUGGGUUUCUGGAGUCGCCAAUGCCUGGGACCAGCGUGUGAGGCCCUCUCCAGGCUUCCAAACGUGUAAUUUUUCCCCUUUUUCAACCACAAGACACACACGUCAGGUCUAGAAGAUGGUGAGGAUCUGCAUGUUCUGCGUUCUGCUGCUCGGUGUGGUGGACAGAGUCACGUCCAGAGCCAUCGAGGAGUUAAGAACUAAAGAUCUUCGGGUCUCCAGGCCUCUAAUAGUUCCUGGUUACCCAGAAAACACCACGGCGGUGGUGGGAGGUCAGGCCAAGCUGGUGUGUAAAGUCCACAGGCCGGCGUCCACCAAGGUUCAGUGGCUGAAGACCGAGUCUGAAGGUCCAGAACAGAGGCAGGGAGGACCGCCUCGCCUCAGGGCUCUGACGGCCCUGCAGAGCAACGGGUCCAAAGUGAACACGCUCCAUCUGUCCAACAUCACUCUGGAGGAUGCAGGAGAAUACAUCUGUAUGGCUGAGAGCAUCCACACAGGGCAGACGGUGCAGGACAUGCAGUCAGCCUGGCUGGAGGUGCUGCCUGGUACCAUCAUCUCCCAGACGGUGGACCUGACCGCUGCUGAAAUCCCCUCAGAUGUUCUCGAAGACCUGAAUGAAGACACCACGGAGCAUCUUCUGUUAGAACCGGGAAACGUCCUGAAGCUGCGCUGUGACAUGAGCAGCCGGCCCGGCAUGGCGGUCAACUGGUACAAGGAGGGAGUCCGGGUUCUGCCGACGCCUCGCAUCCAGAUGCGCGGAGCCGUCAUGGAGAUCACAGACGUCACGUACGAGGAUUCAGGCGUUUAUGUCUGCGUUCUCCGAGGAACCAAAGAGCCUGUGAGGAACUUCACCAUCGCUGUGGCAGAUUCGUUGGGGUCUGGCGACGAUGACGAGGACAACGGCUUGGAGGACUCAUCCACUGAGAUUGAAAACGACCAAGUUUACCUCUCCAGAGGUCCUUACUGGACUCACACCCAGCGCAUGGAGAAGAAGCUGUACGCCGUUCCUGCCGGCAACACGGUGAAGUUCCGCUGCCCGGCGAUGGGAAGCCCCAUGCCGACCAUCCGAUGGCUCAAAAACGGACGUGAAUUCAGAGGAGAGCAUCGCAUCGGAGGCAUCAAGCUGAGACACCAGCACUGGAGCCUGGUGAUGGAGAGCGUGGUGCCCUCAGACAGAGGAAACUACACCUGCGUGGUGGAGAACAAAUAUGGCUCCAUCGCUCACAGCUAUGUCCUGGACGUCCUGGAGCGAUCGCCCCACCGGCCCAUCCUGCAGGCCGGUCUGCCCGCCAACACCACGGCGGUGGUCGGCAGCGACGUCCAGUUCCACUGUAAAGUUUACAGCGACGCUCAGCCGCACAUUCAGUGGCUGAAGCACAUCCAGAGGAACGGCAGCCGCUACGGUCCUGAUGGGACGCCAUACGUCCAGGUUCUGAAGACCGGCAGUCUGAACAUGUCGGAGGUGGAGGUGCUCUACCUGUCCAAGGUCACCAUGGACGACGCAGGAGAGUACACCUGUCUGGCUGGAAACUCCAUCGGCUUUGCCCACCAGUCCGCCUGGCUCACCGUGAUUUCAGAGGAGGAAGCAGCAGACGGGAUGGACACUAUGGAGACCAAAUACACCGACAUCAUCAUCUACGCCUGCGGGUUCCUGGCUUUGAUCAUGGCCAUCGUCAUCGUGGUGUUGUGCCGGAUGCAGGUCCAUCCGAGGAGGGAGCCGUUUGACGCCCUCCCUGUGCAGAAGCUCUCCAAGUUCCCUCUGCGCAGACAGUACUCGGUGGAGUCCAACUCGUCAGGGAAGUCCAGUGCGUCUCUGAUGAGAGUCGCUCGCCUCUCGUCCAGCUGUUCUCCGAUGCUGGCCGGAGUCAUGGAGUUUGAGCUUCCGUACGACCCGGACUGGGAGUUUCCUCGAGAGAAUUUAACGUUGGGCAAACCUCUGGGAGAAGGCUGCUUCGGUCAGGUGGUCAGAGCUGAAGCCUACGGCAUCAACAAGGACUCUCCUGAACAGGCCACCACCGUGGCUGUGAAGAUGCUCAAAGAUGAUGCCACAGACAAAGAUCUGGCAGACCUGAUCUCAGAGAUGGAGCUGAUGAAGGUGAUGGACAAACACAAGAACAUCAUCAACCUGCUGGGAGUCUGCACACAGGACGGUCCUCUGUAUGUGCUGGUGGAAUAUGCCUCCAAAGGCAGUCUGAGGGAGUACCUGCGCGCCCGGCGACCUCCAGGGAUGGAUUACACCUUUGAUGUGACCAAAGUGCCCGAGGAGCAGCUCACCUUCAAAGACCUGCUGUCCUGCGCCUACCAGGUGGCCCGAGGGAUGGAGUACCUGGCCUCCAAGAGGUGCAUCCACAGAGAUCUGGCAGCCAGGAACGUCCUGGUGACGGAGGACAAUGUGAUGAAGAUCGCUGACUUCGGCCUGGCCAGAGGAGUUCACCAGAUCGACUACUACAAGAAAAAUACCAGCGGUCGGCUGCCGGUGAAGUGGAUGGCACCUGAAGCUUUGUUUGACAGAAUCUACACACACCAGAGCGACGUGUGGUCGUUCGGUGUGCUGAUGUGGGAGAUUUUCACGUUGGGUGGUUCGCCGUACCCCGGAAUUCCCGUUGAGGAACUUUACAAGCUGCUGAAGGAAGGACAUCGCAUGGACAGACCCUCCAACUGCACACAUGAGCUCUACAUGAUGAUGCGUGAGUGCUGGCAUGCUGUUUCCACCCAGAGGCCGACCUUCAAGCAGCUGGUGGAGGAGCUGGACCGAGUGCUGCUGUCCAUCUCUGACGAGUACUUGGACCUGUCGACGCCCUUCGAGCAGUACUCCCCGUCAUGUGAGGACACGUCCAGCUCCUGCUCCUCCGACAACGACUCCGUUUUCACCCACGAUGCCUUGUCCACCGACCCCUGCCUCCUCGGCUACCAGGACGUUCGCUCUCGGAUAGACGUGAAGGCGGCUCUCCGAUAGACACGCAAACGAUAGAGUGGAAACACGCCGCCUUGGACUUUAACACAUCCGCUGGUGGACACCGUGAAGGUCCACCGCUGCAACGUUAAGUUAAAGGUUGUGUCCUCGUGAUGUUUCCAUUGGACCUCCAGUCAAAGCCCUUAGAGAUAGCUAGGCAUUUAUACACGCAUACAUGAACACAUACACAGAGCACCGAGGCCACUGGGCUUCGUCACACGAUGGAGGUUUGAAGAAAAACGCUUCGUCGUGAGCAGAAGAAAAGAGGACAAACUAAACACGGUACUUCAGACUAUCAGCUCUGACUCUGUGCCCGAGAACAGUUGGAAAAACCGCGGCACGAAUCUCAACAGAAGAUCCUGGUACUCGAAAACGCCUUCAAGUGCUUUCUUUGAUCGACGGACAAUGAUCUCCUACCGCAAAACCCCAAACCGGGGCUCGAAACCUCGGCUCAUAAAGACAUUUUACCAGAAACAAACAAACAAAAAAAGAUUUAUUUUGCUAUGAUAAAAAAUAAGAAACUGAUUGUUAAAUAUAAAUCUCUCUAUAUAAGAUUAUUUUACUUUUGUGUUGCUUAUUUAAAAAAGAAAACGGUCUUAAAUCUCAGGAUCUCUCAAGCUAAGAAGUUGCUGUAACGGCAGCAAAGUGCCUGAACCGAUGAUUUCCUGUGAAUAUAUUAGAAUAUUAAAAAUAUUGUAUGUACAUAUCGACAGCAGAAAGAAAGACGAUUGCCUUUUAUAAAUUAUUCUGAAUGACACGAAAAAAAAUGAAGGUUACAGGAGGCAAACGGAGAGAGGAAUUAAAUCAAGUGCCAAACCUUUUACGGCUGUCUUCAUGUUCAGGUUUCUUUCCAGAAUGAUUAAUUUUUACCCAGUGAGCUAUUGGUGUCCCGAAUGUAAAUGAAAAGUGACGACAUGGAAAUGGAGUUGAUGGAGAAACACACAUUUUCCAUCAACAAGUCAACAAAAUGACAGAUUCUGCCUUUUGACAUGGCUUUAGAACUUGGGAAAUUUUGGAAUGAAACCCUCCGUUUGUUGUCUGGUUCCAAGAAAUUGAUUUAUUGUUAAAUACCACAGGGAGCCCAGUUAUUGUUGUUGUUGCUGGAGAAAGACUACAGAGGUUUGUUGAUCAAGCUGCAACACAUUACAGAAUUGGUUUAGAUCAGAUCUCAGAGCCUGAAGGUUACGAGACGGACUUGUUUACUGGUGAGCAGCGUUUCGUGGUUCUCCGGUCUUUGGCUAUGUUCACACUGCAGGCGAAAGUGACCCAAAUAUGAUUUUUUUGCCCUUAUGCGACCUGUAUCUGAUCUUUUCAUGACAGUCUGAACGACACAGAUCCGAUUUUUUCAAAUGCGACCCAGGCCACUUGGAUAUGUGGUCAAUUCCGAUACGUAUCGGAUCUUUUGCCAUGCGACUUCAGUCUGAACGGCCAGGUCACAUUUAUCCGACCUAUACGCCAUUGGUACACGACAAACGUCACUAUUCUGCGUCUUCGGGCUGCCGGAGACGUGUGUCUUGCUGUGAGUGUUAAAAAACAGGCGCUCACAUAUGUAGGUAAAGGUCGCCCUUAUCAUUCUAAAAUUCUGAAUGAAGUCUGCAACUGUGAAGCCUCUCACAUCACUAUCCCACCACUCCUGGCUGUGACUCUGCACCCACACAGUUCUCUGGACAGACGUUGCUGCCACUGCCCCACAAAACACCAGGGAAAAAUCCUGGCUCUCUUCCUUCUUGACCUUCUCCUUAAAACGAUUAAGUUAUAAAUAUGCUGGCUCCAGCUGCACAACAAUUUUAAAAUGGCCAGACAUGCUCUACUGUUAGCGUCCAUGUUUACUUCCCUAAACACGGAACACGCUCUCUGCGUGUCGUUGUUGUGUCCUCUUCUGCGCAUGCGGGACACUUUUGGGUCGUGUGAGGUUCACACAGGAGACCACAUACAAGUCAUAUUUAAUUGGAAAUGUGAACGAACUCACAAAAAAAUCGGAAUUGAGCAUUAAGCCCUGCAGUCUGAACGUAGCCUUUGUCGCGGUGGGACUGGACCCACGGUUUAGCAUGAGGACUCUGUGGGGAGCUGGCCCAAGCCCACUGCCACUGCUGACAAGGAGAGGAAGACCGGGAGGCGGGGAGGAGGGGGGACACUGCAUGUGAAAGCCUGUGUGAUUGAUUUCAAAUAGAGGAGGAGGGGGAGGGAGCCUCCUUUGUCUGGCGGUAACCCUUCACCCAGCCCAAUCUGUUGGCGAGGGGUCCUCAGGUCCGCAGCCUGGCCGGACAAUGAAAGCUUUGCCGGCUUAAUGGGUGUGACUGCGGACCAGAGGGAGUGUUGGGGGUGGCGGUGUGGGUAUGGCUUGGGCUUGUGUGCAAAUGAAGAGGCUCUUAUUAUGGUAAUGGCUCCUCUUCUCUCCCAAACGUCCCUAUCUUUAUCCCCACAGCCACCAUCUUUUAAAUUACAAAUCCUUAUUCAGAUUCGCCGCUGCCACCAGCACCAGCUGUAGGCUAUUCCCCACCGGGGUAAAAUGCCAACUGAGUCCCAGUCUGCCUCCUGAAUCCCACCAACAAUUGAGACACAAACAGAACAACGGCUGACAGUCAGGUGGAAAGAGAUCAAACUGUAUGAUGGGAAAAUGGAGGGUUUCAUUCCUGGCUUCAUCCGGCAGUCGUGUGUUUGUAGAGAAAACCACCGUCUGGUCCGUUCACCUCGUUUGUCUGCAUGUUCUGUCGUCAGUUUUCCAUUUACAUCCACAAAGAGUCCAAACACAUUUUCAUUUUUAACAUUCCAGCUAUCUGCUCUUCUCCCAGAUACCAACUGUAAACAAUCACAGCGUUCUUAAGCAUUUCCUCAAGAGAAUUAUUUUAGAAAUAUCUAAUUUAUUUGUUUAUUGUUUUGUUUUUAUAUGAAAUAAAGUAUAAUUUAAAAUAAA
Acanthochromis polyacanthus (spiny chromis) is the source of this 6585-nucleotide messenger RNA. RefSeq names its product fibroblast growth factor receptor 4 (gene fgfr4). The transcript has 21 exons. Gene Ontology annotation, biological process: cell surface receptor protein tyrosine kinase signaling pathway; multicellular organism development; positive regulation of kinase activity. The record is from RefSeq and is a predicted model, not a curated record. Gene Ontology annotation, cellular component: signaling receptor complex. The coding region runs from base 837 to 3674 and encodes 945 amino acids. NCBI's taxonomy places the organism in Eukaryota, Metazoa, Chordata, Actinopteri, Pomacentridae. Gene Ontology annotation, molecular function: fibroblast growth factor receptor activity; ATP binding; fibroblast growth factor binding.